Messenger RNA from Gastrolobium bilobum, 1185 nucleotides. Its product is annotated as dual specificity protein phosphatase 1-like. Lineage: Eukaryota; Viridiplantae; Streptophyta; Magnoliopsida; Fabales; Fabaceae. Gene Ontology annotation, biological process: protein dephosphorylation; negative regulation of MAPK cascade. Gene Ontology annotation, cellular component: cytoplasm. Bases 108 to 701 code for a protein of 197 amino acids. The transcript has 6 exons. Gene Ontology annotation, molecular function: protein tyrosine/threonine phosphatase activity; MAP kinase tyrosine/serine/threonine phosphatase activity. The record is from RefSeq and is a predicted model, not a curated record.
AGACGAAGGAAUAAAAAAUAAUAAUAAUAAUUUCUAUUUCACAUUGCAAAGAUUCCGCAGCACUCAAAACCAACGCUUUAUUGGUAGAAGAAAAAAAACUAAGGAUCAUGGGAACCUCAGCUGCUAUGGAUCAAUUUGAUGAAUCCAUGAAGAAACAAAUAGCAUCACUUUUGCGGGUUAUGAAUUUAGUUAAAUCUUUCAAACAGGAUAAUACUCCUUGCAAAAUUGACGAGGGUCUCUUUUUGGGUUCGGUUGGCACUGCAGCUAACAAGGAUGCAUUGAAAAACUUGAAUGUUACUCACAUUUUGACAGUGGCUGGUAAAUUGGAACCUGCACAUCCUGGGGAUUUUGUCUAUAAAAUUAUAGAUGUUGCUGACAGAGAGGAUGUCAACUUAAAACAACACUUCAGUGAGUGUUUUGAUUUUAUUAAUGAAGCCAAAAGACGUGGUGGAGGGGUCUUGGUUCAUUGUUUUGCUGGAAGAUCAAGGAGUGUGACUAUUGUUGUGGCAUAUCUGAUGAAGAAUCGUGGAAUGAGCUUAUCUGAAGCUCUGCAACGUGUAAAGAUUAAACGACCAAUAGCAGCUCCUAAUCCUGGUUUUGUUCAUCAGCUGGAGGACUUCGAAAAAUCCCUUCAAGAUUGGAUCUGUUUUGUUUUUGGAAAGACAUCGAAGUGUCUGAAUAUAGAACAUGAUGGAGAUUAGACAAGGUGGUGUAGAUAAGAUUUAUUGCAACAAUGGCAAUCACAUGAAAACAAGGCAGCAGGAGUUAGAUAUUGUAAUUGCAACUUCAUCUUCAGGUGCACAAGUCCCAUUUAGAAGAAUAAUGCAUUGCAGCUGUGCUCAUCAGUCUCUUUCUAUUCUAUGAAAUGUUGAAUUCAUUCUGCCUUUUCUCUUCCCAUGUAUGUUGUUGGUGCUUACAGGAGAAGAAAAAGUAGAACUUAGUGGAGUAUUGUUGGUUUAUACCCAAAGGAUGUACCUGAAAAUACUUUAGUUUUUUAAGUGGAUAGCACAUGAUGGCAAAGAAAAAACCAUACACGCAGUAGUAGGCCUACUUCAGAUGCAGCAAAAUAGAUUUCAAAUCAUCUAAUUUAAUCAUCCCAUAAAAAGAUUUAUAGGGCAAUUGUGCCCGACGGCUCGUAAGCAACUGCUAGAUAUAUUGUGAGUGGUGAAGAGGACGGGGUUUCUG